AGUAAGUCUUUGUAUAUGUCGUCCGUAUUUAUAAUAUAUGGCUUCACACCUUAUUCAGUUCAAGUUUCAGGGGUAUCGUUACAAACAUUAAAAAUGGCAUGUUUGCUGGCUGGUCGCUAUUUGGGUGUUUGUUGUGGCCGUCAGUCAGCGGGUUACUAUUUGUCUUCACGAUGCUGGCAGCAAACUUAUGCAGCCUGUGCCGCAACCAGGGAAUCAGUCAGUGGUCCUAAAUCUUCAGUAGUGCCAAUAUUUCGACAUGCACCACAAUACAGUGAUCGAAUUGCAUUGCGGGAUCGCCAUGGUGAUUACACAUAUCGUGGAAUAUUCCUCAGUAGCCGUCAGUUUGCUGGAGAACUGUCGAGUUACUUGGACGGUAAAAAGCAAGAGAGGGUGGCAUUCCUCUGCCCCAAUGAUGCAUCAUAUGUCAUUGUUCAAUGGGCAUGCUGGAUGAGUGGUCAGAUAGCUGUUCCAAUGAUGGCAGACCAUCCAUCUCCUGUCCAUGAACACUAUAUUAGCAAUAGUGAGGCCAGUUUGGUUGUGACAACUACAGAAUAUGCUGAUAGUCUUCAGAACUUAGCAGUUAAAUCUAGAGCCAGACUGUUGGUAUUUGAUGAAGCACUUCGUGUCCUAGCCAUGAAGUCUGCCCCUAAAUCUACACUGUUGCCUGCAAUACCAGUACCUUCACCAUGGGAAGAGGAUCAACCCUUGGAAGGCGGACUAGAUCCUCAGUUCUAUAAUGACAGUGAUGCAUUGAUCAUUUAUACCUCUGGGACAACUGGACCACCCAAGGGGGCAGUUAUUACUCAUGCUAAUAUACAUGCCCAGGUAUCUUCCCUUGUUGAGGCAUGGGGAUGGACAGAAAAGGACACUGUACUCCACACUCUACCGCUUCAUCAUAUACAUGGGAUUGUGAAUGUUCUCCUGUGCCCUCUUGCAGUUGGUGGCAGGUGUGUAAUGCUUCCAAAAUUUGAGGUUUCUCGAGUGUGGAGUCAUCUUCUAGCAAUCAACAUGCCGGCAAGUGAACGAGUGAACAUGUUCAUGGCAGUUCCCACUAUAUAUAUGAAAUUAGUGGAAGAGUAUGAUCGUAUUUUUACCAAGAAUGCCCGCAUGCAGGAAUACAUACAAACAGUAUGUUCGCAGAAAAUAAGACUGAUGGUCAGUGGCUCAUCUCCUCUGCCAUCACCACUGUUUGAACGCUGGGAGGCAAUCACUGGACACAGACUUCUGGAAAGGUAUGGAAUGACAGAGACUGGGAUGGUUCUGUCCAACUCCCUUAAAGGUGUUCGAAAACCAGGAUAUGUAGGAACUCCACUGCCGGGAAUGCAGGUACAGAUAGCGAAAACUCAUAAUGAAGACUACGAAUUUCUAGUAGAGGGGCCUGCUGCUGAAGGAAGAAACAUUCUCUCUUCAAAGUAUACAAGUGGUGAAUUGCACGUGAAGGGUCCAAAUGUUUUUAAAGGUUAUUGGAAAAAUUCUGAAGAAACACGGAAGGCAUUUACAGAAGAUGGAUGGUUUAAAACGGGUGAUACAGCUCGUUGUGAUAAUGGAACAUACAAGAUUCUUGGUCGGACAUCUGUAGAUAUCAUCAAGACUGGUGGCUAUAAGGUUAGCGCAGUGGAAAUAGAGACUCAUCUUCUAGGACAUCCAGACAUAGCUGACUGCUCUGUGGUUGGUGUACCAGACCUUACAUGGGGACAAAAGGUGGCAGCAGUGGUGGUUCCAAAAAGUGGCAAGGAAAUCAUUCUUUCUAAACUUCGAGAAUGGUCCAAAGAACGGAUGGCACCAUAUGCAAUUCCAACUGUACUUAAAGUAGUGGAAAAAUUACCCAAGAAUGCAAUGGGGAAAGUUAACAAGAAAGAACUUGUGAAAACAAUGUUUCCAGAGGCAGCACAGCAGGCAUGAACUAUUAUCGUCUCUUGGAGUACCUUACACCUUGAAGUUUUAAGAGGUAUUUUGAAAUGUGGAGCAUGGAAGGAAGCAAGACAAAGACUAUUUAGGGUAAAGUCAGAGUUCCAUAAAAUAUUUACAAAAUGUCCUUACUUAAAUUGCUGAUUAAUUCUUGUAUUAUAUACACUUUUGUAAUGUAUUGAUGAUCCUGUCAGUGCAACUGACUUGCUUGAAUAUAUACAAUUCUCUGUUUCAUACUUACUGCCAAAUGUUAGGAGCUGAGUGUAUUAUGUUAGUCAUAUUGAAAACAUUUUCCUUGUUCUGGAGAUGAAUUCUGCAGCUUUUAAACUUAUUAUUGUCCUAUACAGAACAUUCUUGUGUGUGGAGUAAAGGUUUAAAGCUCUAAUUGGCAUCGCUGAGCUCAAGCACAUAUCCAAGUUGAGUUUUGAAUUGUUACAUUGUUCUAUCGUAUGCUGACAGUUGUGUUAUUGCGUGUUAUAGCGCAUUAUGAUCAGCAACAAUAAGCAUUUAAUAACCAAAUAUUUUGGAUCAUUUUAAUUUUGAGUAACUGGCACAUUAAAUUGAAGUGAUGAUAUUCCACUGCUGAUAAAAAUUACACAUUGAAUCUAUAAUAAAGAUUGGUGCGCGUCACGAUAUUAAAUUUACCUAAAGUUGUAUAUCAUUGUUUCCUUAUAAUUUAUGCAUUUAAAAGUUAGGUUUUCCAUCUGGUGGCUUUUAUUUUGUUUCAGUGAUGUUCCUUAGUUAUGCUACAAGUGAGCAUUGUUUUCAUUUUUGUGUAAUAUUGAAAAGUUACCAUAUUUCUUAACAUGAAAGAAUGUGUUAUUUGGAAGACCUUAUUGUAAAUGUUUGUCAGUUAACUGUAUCAGUCAAACAAUCCACGAACAGAAGACUGAGGUGUUAUGUUACAUGCUCUGUAUUAAGAAUUUUUUUGACAAGUAGAAUCUAUGGUAGUACAAUAAACCAACUUUUCUGCAGGUUGUCUCAA
Zootermopsis nevadensis is the source of this 2893-nucleotide messenger RNA. RefSeq names its product Acyl-CoA synthetase family member 3 (gene Acsf3). Gene Ontology annotation, molecular function: medium-chain fatty acid-CoA ligase activity. NCBI's taxonomy places the organism in Eukaryota, Metazoa, Arthropoda, Insecta, Blattodea, Termopsidae. Gene Ontology annotation, biological process: fatty acid metabolic process. The record is from RefSeq and is a predicted model, not a curated record.